UGUGGAACAAAGCGGCUCAUGUUUGAGAGACCUCAGCUUUAAUCUCGACUAAUAAAGUGGGAUUUAUUUCAUUUUUGCCUAAUUUUGCCUGAAAAUCCUUGUGGGAAUUUAAGGUUUAAAUAUUGCGCUCGGACUGAAUCCUCCCCUAAAAUCUCGGGAGCUUCUCACUUUUCUAAUUCCCUAAUAGAGUGGCUAUUGUAAGGCAGCCUGAAAGAGCGUUUAAAAUCCAACAAAAUAUAAAUUAGUCGUUACAUGUCGUUAAUAGCCACCUGCAAGACUUUAAACACGCACUGUACCAUCAAUUAAUUCGAAACUAAACCCAUCACAGAAAAAAAUUCCCUUCUCUUGCAGUCUCCAGCAUAAAGAUUUAUGUUAAAUCGUAAAAAAUCCCAAUAUAUUAAAACACGAGUCGAUUCAAUUAAUUCAAGCUUAUCUUAUCGAUUCCGUGAGCUUUCGCACUUGCGCUAUUUUCCUGCUGUCCUGCUACGGGAGCUUUCCCGGAAGAUACCUAAGCAACCCUUUUGGCUCGAGGGUGGAUUUGCCGACCUUUUUAUUUGCUAGGUGUGAAUGAUUGGUUGGUUUUUAUUAAAUGAAAGGAAAAAUUCUCGAAGGAGUGGCUCAUACAGUCAACAACCUGCACACUUUUCGAAAAAUAAUACAUGGGCGGAGAGUGGGGAAGGGAGAAUUUUAUAGCGCCGGUUCAAAUACCGGUCCAGGAUUUGAUCCGCAAAACGGUUAUUUAAGAAUUAAUUAGGCGAAAAUAACUGGAUUUUGCAUAACACAUGCGUUCGGAAUCACGACAAACAUAAAAUUCUAGCAUGCCAAGACCAAUAAGCUCUUCUUUUUGAAAAUUCAUGUUUCCGGUCAAUUUUUCGGUCUUGUCCCACUUUUUGUCGCCUGCACUGCCCUAAUCCCUCAUCCCGGCUGAACGCUCAAAUAUUUACCCCGCUAUGAAAACACAAUUCUUGAAGAAAAAUGUGUCUAGUAGCCUCGCAACCCUUGCCCCCGUUACACACUUCCAAUACCGCUUACUUGACAAAAAAUUGCCCAACAAUUAUGAAACUAAAACAAUGAACCGAUCAAUGGUCACAUUCAACCCAUCAUGGUCAAAGACAAAACUUCCGAAUCGAUGGAUUUCGACCAAGCCAUCCACCUGACAGGUUACGGCAAAUUCCAUUUUGAGGCCUUCACAGCCUGUGCAAUUUGCAUAAUCAGUGUCGGCUUCCAGAACGGCCUCUCGGCUUACAUUCUUCCAGCGGCUCAGUGCGAGCUGGACCUCACGUCCUUCCAACUGAGUCUUUUGAACGUGUGUUUCCUGGUGGGGGGCGCCCUGAGCAGCUUCCUGUGGGGCGUUUUGGCCGAUGCCCGAGGCCGCAGGAAAAUCCUGAUCAUUACCCAUCUCCUGAACGCCGCAGUCACGAUAAUUUGUGUCACAAAUCCCUCAGUGUUCAGUAUAAUAAUUUGCAGAUUUUUGAACGGGUUUCUAAUCGGGGCCCCUGGGAGCAUAAUUUUUUCGUAUUUAGCUGAAUUCCAACCCCCCAAGUACCGCUCGGCUAUUAUUUGCUACUCUGGGAUUUUUUUCACCUCGUCUUGGCUUCUUUUACCCCUCCUGGCCUGGCUUAUCCUGCCAAUUGAUAUCUCGGUAACUGUCGGAUCGGUCAUUAAAAUCACUUCGUGGAGAGUAUUUUUGAUAAUUUUGGUGAUACCGGAGGUAGUGGCGGGUUUUUGGUUCAUGCGUUUGCCCGAAAGUCCCAAAUUUUUUCUCGCUAAAGGGGACCAAAGAAAAGCUUUGGCUGUUUUGAGGAAAAUGUUCGUGGUCAAUACCGGAAGGCCGGCGAAGGAUUUUCCAGUCAAGAGUUUAGUUCGGGAAGUGAGAGUUGCAACGUUUGAGGAUAAUUUGAGGUGUAGGGGGAAGACGGUGAAAAAUUUGCAAGAGAUGUUUGGGCAGUUUAAGAGUCUUUUUAGGCCUCCGCUCGUUUUUUUAACUCUGCUCACGACUAGCAUCAUGUUUACGAAUAUGUUUGGCACUUUUGGCCUCGGCUGGUGGCUUCCGGAGCUCUUCGUCCGGUUCGAGCGCUUUCAGGCGCUCAACCCCAACAGUACCGUCACUGUCAAGCAACUGGCCCUUUUCAACACCAUCAAGCCGGCGUCCUGCAAGCCAUCGUUCGAAGCUGCGGUUAUUAGGAGUACCAUCAUCAUGGGCGUUUCUUCCAUUUUGACCAACGCCUUUUCGGGAUGGUUGGCGGCGAGGGUGUCCCUCAGGACCAUCCCGUUCGGUACCAUGCUGGUGGGUGGUACCAGCGCUAGUCUUAUCUACUGGUUGACCGCCUCGUGGCAGAAUCUAAUCAUCGCUUCGAUUUUUCAAUCGGCGAUGGUCACAGCUAAUAUGACAAUUGGGAGUGUGGUGGUGGAGCUUUUUCCGACAAAUGUGGGUGCUAUGGCUAUUUGUCUGACAAUGUGUGCUGGGAGAAUUGGGGCGAUGGCUAGUAAUGUAAUUUUUGGACUGUUAAUGGACCAACAUUGCGAAAUCCCGAUUUUUGUGGUGGCUGCUAGUGUUUUAGUCGGCGCGGGACUUUGUUACUUUAUCCCGUCGCAAAAGGGGCAUAAGGGGGGCUGUGCCGAUCUUGAAGUUGCCGUCAUUUCAAGUUUUGAUACGAAAAUGUGAUUCUUAGAGUGACUUUUUGUUAGAUAAUUCAUAUCUUUUAUAUAAUUGUUGUGUGAUAAAUUAUUUGUUGCUACUUACUUAUUGGUUUUGUGGACGUUAGUAACAGAAUCAUUUCGUUGCAAAAUGAAGGAAAACUACGAGAUUGUUUCAAACUGCCUUUAUUAUUCAUCGAUAAGUGACUAACAGUAAUAUUUUGAUGGAAUUUCCCAAUUAAUACAUUUUUGCCAUUCGUGUUACAUAAUUAUAAGGAACGUCAGGAAAUUUCUCUUUGAUGAGUGUUGGACGAGGUGUUGGAGUGGCUAACACCUGCUGCUGCAGCCCUAGUUGGGUGGCAGAUGGUGAAUGUCAUGAAGGGGUAAAUAAAUUUUAUCGAUCCCUCAUCGAAAAUGUCCCUGUGUUUCUGCUAUCCUGAUAAAAGUAACACCCGGCGUCGUGACGCUCCGGAACCGGAACCCGGCACGACGCCGGCGCUUAAAUUUUUUUUUCAUUACUGACCAAAUAAAGAGUGUACUUUAUACGAAA
Molecule: messenger RNA, 3187 nt
Organism: Tribolium castaneum (red flour beetle)
Lineage: Eukaryota; Metazoa; Arthropoda; Insecta; Coleoptera; Tenebrionidae
Product: synaptic vesicle glycoprotein 2A
Exons: 3
Coding region: 1103-2665 (520 amino acids)
Biological process (GO): transmembrane transport
Cellular component (GO): membrane
Molecular function (GO): transmembrane transporter activity
Source: RefSeq, a predicted model, not a curated record